GCGGCCGCCUUCGGAGUUUUGCUUCUGAGUGCGGCCGCAACUGAUUCGGGAUGGAGUGCCUUGAGCCAGCCAACCUUCGGUCGCCGCACACAGGCCUUGCCGGAUGGGUUCGAAAUUAAUGAGACGAUGAACGGCAGUAUCCCGAUCACGGUCAUCCCGUCUUGGGAUAUCUUCCUCGGCUUCAGUGACCGCCAGAAAACCAUCGAGGGUCGAAUGUCCCUUAACGUUGUGUAUGGCGAGGAGGCCGAAGAUUUCGUUGAGCAUCCAGAGAACAUGGUGGAUGUUGUGAAUUUCGGUUCUGGCUCUGGGGACAUCAAUGUCCUCAGCAAAGUACGCUUAUGGGAUCCUAAGACUACGAAGACGGCCUCCAGUGUCAGCAAGAUUUACGCGGGCGACUUCUCUCAAUCGCUCUAUCCCUAUGACAUGAUGUGUUAUCCCUUCGACAUCAAGACCGUGCACUUCCAGAUUAGCCUUCAGAACCCGUGUGGCAUCUUCUACCGCCUCGAAUUAGGGUGUGUCGGGGAGAACAGUUGGAAGCAGGCUUGCUCCUGGCCCAUCAACGCUUCUUUCGUGACCUUCGACUGGCAGAACUUCACUUGCACUUUACGGGACAGUGUGACGAUCGAUUGUGCUAUGACGGGGACCAGGCAGUGGCCCGCACUGUUGAAGACUUAUAUGUGGCCAUCGGUGGUCUACGGCGUGAUGGGCUUUAUGUCGUUCAGUUUGGGUGUGAAGCUGUCAAUGCCCCGUGUUGCCACAACCAUGCUGGCCUUGUUGUCACUGACGAAUUUGCGGAAUCAGGUCAUCGCUUUGUUGCCUCUUUCUCAAAAGACGAGCUGGAUGGAGGAGUACUUCUUGAUUGCGAUUUCCUUCAUGUGCCUCAACCUGCUCGGGCAUGCUGCAUCCUUUCACCUCGAUGCCACUGACCGCCAUCACACGCAGAGAAUGGUGAACAGGUUCAAUCUUUGGGGGGUGAGUGCGCUGUUCGUGCUUGUCGUCGUGGCACGGAUGCAUGUCAGGGAAUGCCCUUUAAUCGAUCCGACCGUGUCCCUGACCCUCACCUUCGGGGCAGCAUUAUUGUUCAUCUCGAUCACCGCUUUCCUCGUCUGGUACCACCGCGAGGCCUUCCGGGAGGCUGGCCGCAGAAUCACCGAGCGGGCCUUGCUGGCAAAAUCCUUCGUGUCGGACGACAGAUCCAACGCGGUCUGA
Molecule: messenger RNA, 1209 nt
Organism: Symbiodinium necroappetens
Lineage: Eukaryota; Dinophyceae; Suessiales; Symbiodiniaceae
Source: the annotation of a GenBank genome assembly